Messenger RNA from Bicyclus anynana (squinting bush brown), 1891 nucleotides. It is a transcript of the gene Not10, whose product is annotated as CCR4-NOT transcription complex subunit 10. The transcript has a single exon. Bases 170 to 1861 code for a protein of 563 amino acids. Gene Ontology annotation, cellular component: CCR4-NOT complex. The record is from RefSeq and is a predicted model, not a curated record. Lineage: Eukaryota; Metazoa; Arthropoda; Insecta; Lepidoptera; Nymphalidae. Gene Ontology annotation, biological process: mRNA catabolic process; negative regulation of translation. Gene Ontology annotation, molecular function: protein binding.
CCAACUGCAGUGUCAGUGUCAGUGUCACCGUUCCAUAAAAAUACUAAGCUUUUAGCUUUGGGUUAUUUAGUUUUGUUAUCAAUUCUCUAAAAGAAAUAAAAAUAGCAAUCGUAAAAGAAGAAAUAUUUCUUAAAUCAAUUUCAAUAAAUAUUGUCUUGUUAUAAAAAUCAUGAAUUUUAAAGAGGAAUUGGCAGUUCUGGCUUACCAGAACUAUUUGAAAAAAGACUUCACAUCGGCAUUGCAAAACCUAUGCGACUUGGAAGGUAUAGUUUCUAACAACAACACGUUAUUGAGACGAGUACAACACAACAAGGCUGUUGUUGAAUUUGCGGCCAGCAACCUCAAGAACAUCGAUCAAUUCAAAAUGGCAAUCUCCCAUAUCUCAAAUCUUACAUUUACAGACAUCGAUAUCAAAGAUUUGAGCAUACCAUGUAUGUUAUACAACUAUGCGGUGCUCCUCUAUCACUCUAGAUAUUACUAUCAGUGUGCAGUUAUUUUAGAAAAACUGUUGACAUGUAAGAACAUAAAAGAUGUUAAAUUGCACAAUCAGAUUGUAUUGCUGUUGCUCGAAGCGACAUUAUGCAGAAGGACAUAUGAGAAAACACUUGAUAUUUCAAAAACUUAUGGGGAAUCUUUAAAAUCUAACAAUGAGAUUAGUGCUCUAUAUGAGAGACUUGUGUCGAGAGCACAACUUUACCUGGGACACAAGAUUAAGUUAAAACCAGACUCUAUUGAAAAUGUAUUCAUUAUAGCUCAAGAGAAAUAUCUCAACGGAGAUAUUAUGGAGGCAGCCACCACACUCAGCCAGUAUAAGACAAUGAAAUAUAACUAUGAUCUUAAAACUCAAGGUGAAGACAUCUGGGCAGCUAUCAACAAUAAUCUUGGUGUCAUAUAUCUAUCAAUUAAGAAACCAUUUUUGGCAUCAAAAUAUUUUCAACACGCUGUUAAAGAACACUUUAAAGCAAUGGAGAAUGAUGACAGUGACAUGUUAAUUAUGUGUAAGGAUAGACCACUGUAUGUAUUUAAUUUGGGUCUGGCAUUACUUGCUGCAAAUAAUUCUGAGGGAGCAUUUGAGUGUCUAGUGGAAGCUGCUCGACACUAUCCUAAUAAUCCACGAAUUUGGUUAAGGCUUGCAGAAUGUUGUGUAAAAAAAUGUUGCAGUGAAGACGCUCACUCCUUCACAGUCAAAAAACUAGGCAGCGGGCCGCAUACAAAAAUAUUAUUAACAAAAGAGAAUAAUGAAAAGUAUCCUGUAUCAGGUGAUUCUUUUGCCAUACCCUCAUUGUCUUUAGAAUUUGCAGCCCUAUGUUUAAAGAAUGCGAUCACUUUACUACCUGAUCAGGAUGCAUCAACAAGUACAUCUGCAGGUUUCAUCCAAGCUCCGCCAGGGCCACCUAUCAAUUGGAAACAGAGAUGUGACCUAAAGAACUCGAUCCUAGUUCUCCAGAGUUAUAUAUUCUUGCAAUUGCAAGAUCCUCUCUCAGCUCUUCUCAGUGCUAAUGAGCUUUUGACCCAGACAGAUGCAACUAAUGCCCAAAAAGCUUGGGCUCACAUGUAUGCUGCAGAAGCCUUGAUAAAUCUUGACAAAACCGCUGAUGCGGCAGACCAUCUGCAUCCGCCUUUGAUUAAUGAUUUGGUUUCAGUUCUACCUAGACAUACAAGAGACUUGGUCUCAAUUUCAGUGUGGGCUAAGGCUGCUAUAUGUCAAAUCUUGAGAGGAGAUUUGCUGACAGCAAGAAAAAUUUUACUGCAAAUCAAUUCACCCAGAGUUUUACCUCUACAAAUGUACUUGGAAAUCUGUACAGGAAAUAUUGAUAAUUGCCAUACAAUUUUACGCAAAAUACGUACAUCUACAUUUUAAUUUUAUUAAAUGUUUAUUUAUACAAUUGAA